Messenger RNA from Fusarium coffeatum, 2013 nucleotides. RefSeq lists its product as uncharacterized. Lineage: Eukaryota; Fungi; Ascomycota; Sordariomycetes; Hypocreales; Nectriaceae. Gene Ontology annotation, cellular component: cytosol. The record is from RefSeq and is a predicted model, not a curated record. The transcript is spliced from 2 exons. Gene Ontology annotation, molecular function: GTP binding; GTPase activity. The coding region runs from base 1 to 2013 and encodes 670 amino acids. Gene Ontology annotation, biological process: ribosomal subunit export from nucleus.
AUGGUUCUGGCAAAGUCCAAGAACUCGGUCGGUUUGGGCAAUGCCCUUAUGAACGAUCGCUUCGGUAAAGGCAAGGGAGCCGAAAGGAAGCGAACUUCUGCCAUCACCAGAACGAACCACGCUACCGGCGAACAAUAUCUCGUCAACGAGAAGAAGGAUGCUUCUUGGGUCAAGAUGCGCUCCGUCACGGAGCAAGGCGAUUUGGACGAGUUUUUGGCUACCGCCGAGUUGGCAGGAACCGAUUUCACUGCCGAGAAGACGAACAAUGUCAAGAUUAUCCACACAGACCAGAAGAACCCAUACCUUCUUUCGGCGCAAGAGGAGAGAGACGUUCUUGGAAAGCAUAAGCAGCACAAAGGCCGUUUAUCUGUGCCUCGAAGACCCAAGUGGGAUUCCACAACAACACCAGAGGAGCUGGAUCGACGAGAGCGAGAGAGUUUCCUUAAUUGGCGACGCGGCCUGGCUGAACUGCAGGAAAACAACGAUCUUCUUAUGACCCCCUUCGAAAGAAAUUUGGAAGUUUGGCGACAACUCUGGCGUGUUAUUGAAAGAUCUGAUCUGAUCGUCCAGAUUGUUGAUGCGAGAAACCCUUUACUAUUCCGCUCUGAGGAUCUCGACGAUUACGUCAAGGAAAUCGACCCCAAGAAAGAGAGCCUUCUUCUUAUCAACAAGGCAGACAUGAUGACACCCAAGCAACGAAAGGCUUGGGCGAAGCACCUAAAGGAGGCAGGUAUUGCUUAUCGUUUCUUCUCGGCCGAGUUGGCCAAGGCAGAGAAUGAGGCAAGGGAUCUUGAGGAUUCAGAUGACGAGUCAGCUGCUUCCGCCCCGGAACCAACCGAGGAGCAGGGAGAAGGCAGCGGCCACCAAGAGCAAGAAGGCGCUCCUCUGACUGAAGAGCCCGCAAAGGAGACACAGAUCGAUCAGGAGGCCAAGGCAGCAGAUGAGGCAGACGAUGUUGAUACACAAAUUUUGACAGUUGAGGAGCUGGAGGGUAUUUUCUUGCAGCACGCUCCUACAGACGCUGGCUCAGAUCAUAAGUUGCAAGUUGGUUUAGUCGGUUACCCCAACGUUGGUAAAUCGUCCACAAUCAACGCUCUUAUCGGCGCCAAGAAGGUCUCUGUUUCAUCGACACCCGGAAAGACCAAGCACUUCCAAACCAUCCACCUCAGCCCGAACGUUAUCCUUUGCGAUUGUCCCGGUCUCGUCUUCCCCAACUUUGCCACCACCAAGGCCGACCUCGUCUGCAAUGGUAUCCUUCCUAUUGAUCAGCUUCGUGAAUUUCUCGGUCCCGUUGGUCUUGUUACUCAGCGCAUCCCUCAGCCUUUCCUUGAGGCUAUUUAUGGUAUUCGCAUCCGUACUCGAGCCAUCGAGGAGGGCGGUACCGGAAUUCCCACCGCUAGCGAGCUUCUCCGCUCCUACGCUCGUGCACGUGGUUUCCAGACGCAAGGUCUUGGUCAGCCCGAUGAGUCCCGAGCUGCUCGUUACAUCCUCAAGGAUUACGUGGGUGGCAAGCUGCUAUUUGUUUCGCCGCCUCCAGGAAUUGAGGAUGCUGCCGACUUCAACCGUGGACUCUAUGACGAGGAGCAUCUCCCCGAGAAGCGACGUGCUGCCCUGUCUGCUGCUAUGGAUCAGCUCUCUGUUGCCGACCCAGCCAGCAGCGAGCCUUUCCUUGCCAUGGACGACGAUGCCAUUGAUUUAGAGUCAACCGUCGAUGUCCCUCUUCCCGCUGGCCCCAAGUCCCAGAAGCUCGACAAGGGUUUCUUCGGGCCAUCCAGCUCUCAAGGUCAUGUUACCAAGCCUUUUAACUACCAAUACUCAGAGCAAGGCAAGGAGGACCCUCUGGCAGGCAAGCACCUGUCAGGCCGAAAGGCUCGCACAAUGGUUGCUCUUGAGAGCGGCCUCGACCCCAAGGAUGUUGCGAUGGCUUCCAGUAAGAAGCACUUCAAGGGCAACCCCAAGGGUGGAAAGGGCAAACGACGUGCUGCUCGUAAGGCAAACGCCGAAGAGGACUAA